Molecule: messenger RNA, 1221 nt
Organism: Penicillium bovifimosum
Lineage: Eukaryota; Fungi; Ascomycota; Eurotiomycetes; Eurotiales; Aspergillaceae
Exons: 6
Coding region: 1-1221 (406 amino acids)
Biological process (GO): oxalate metabolic process
Cellular component (GO): cell wall
Source: RefSeq, a predicted model, not a curated record
AUGAAGUCCCAAGGCCUCGCACUUUUCGGCCUGUUUGCCUUUGCCAUGGCAAUCCCUCAGGCGAAAAGGCAUGAGGAGUCGCCUGACCAGCCGAUUAGCGGUGAAAAGGGCGCCCCAAUUCUAGGCGGCACCAACAGGGAAAUCGAUCUUCAGGUCCCAAACCAGUUCCGCACCCCCAGUACCGAUAAUGGCUAUGUGCCUAAUGUCAAGUGGAGCUUCUCUCAGUCUCAGACUCGGUUGUUCCCAGGUGGUUGGUCUCGUGAGCAGGUUAUCGAGGAUCUACCCCAGAGCCACGACAUUGCAGGUGCCCAGCAGCACCUGAGCAAGGGUGCUAUUCGUGAGCUACAUUGGCACCGUGUGGCCGAGUGGGGAUUCGUCUACAAUGGAUCCCUUCUCCUCACCGGUGUUGAUGAGAACGGUGCUUUCCAAACCGACGUCCUUGAGACUGGUGAUAUCUGGUACUUCCCCAAGGGAGUAGCUCACAACGUCCAGGGCUUGGAUGAUGAGAAUGAGUAUCUCCUCGCCUUCGACGACGGUGACUUCGAGAAGCGCGGCACCACCUUUAUGGUCGACGAUUGGAUCACCCACACCCCCAGGGACGUACUCGCAAAAAACUUCGGUCUCGACGCCAGUGUCUUCGACACCGUUCCCUCCAAGUUCCCUUACAUUCUCAACGGUACCGUCAGCAAGGACCUUGACGAUGCUCCCAAGGGUACUCUGCGAGGCGAGAAUUCCUAUAUCUACCACACUUACAAACACCCCUCCGAGCCUGUCCCCGGUCACGGAGGAACUUUCCGCAAGGUCGAUUCUACCAACUUCCCCAUUGCCAAGACUCUCGCUGCAGCCAUUGUGGAACUGGAGCCUAAGGGUCUCCGCGAGCUCCACUGGCACCCUAAUGCUGAGGAGUGGCUCUACUUCCACCAAGGUGAAGCCCGUGCCACUGUGUUCACUGGCGACUCCAAGGCUCGCACAUUCGAUUUCCGUGCUGGUGACACAGCUGCGUUCCCAGAUAAUAGCGGCCACUACAUUGAAAACACCUCCGAGACAGAGAAGCUUGUCUGGAUCGAGAUUUACAAAAGUGAACGUGUGGCCGAUAUCUCCUUGGCUCAGUGGCUAGCGCUGUCUCCCGCUGACACUGUUGCUAACACCUUGAAGAUUGACAUUGAUGUUGUCAAGCAGCUCAAGAAAGAGAAACAGAUUCUGGUUCCGGGAAAGAGAUAG